This is a messenger RNA of Macrosteles quadrilineatus (aster leafhopper), 535 nucleotides long. RefSeq lists its product as uncharacterized. The transcript is spliced from 5 exons. The record is from RefSeq and is a predicted model, not a curated record. Bases 84 to 470 code for a protein of 128 amino acids. Lineage: Eukaryota; Metazoa; Arthropoda; Insecta; Hemiptera; Cicadellidae.
AUAUAAGAAAACAGCUGUCUUGGUCAGCGUCGUCAGUCCAUCCGUAGCCUUCGAAAUAAAUCUGGGCCUAUCAUACUGAAAAUAUGAAGCAGUACGUGUGUGUAGCUGUAGCAAUGAUGGUGUUGGCCUCUGUCAAGGCCCAGGUCAUCCCCGGGGGUGAGCACGCUGUGGAGGAGAACGACGGGAACGUUGAGGAGGCGAAACGCAUUCUCAUUCAGGAGGCGGAGAAAACCGCAAAGACUUUGGAAAACUCUCCUACAGUGGAGCUUAAGGACAUUGUCGUCAAGAAACAGACUGUCGCUGGGACCCGAUACAACUUUUCAUUCAAGGCGGUGUACACUUAUCAAGACGGAAAACAGGUCACCAAGUCUUGCACAGCCAGCCUCAUCAAGCCUCUGAGAGCUUACGACCCGACUGAAAAGAUUACAUUUAUCGAGAACCGUAACAAAGAGAAGAUACAUUGUGAAUAGUGUAAAAUGAUUUUGUAUGCGAAUACAACAAUUUACUAGUUGAAAAUAAACAAAUUAAAAAAGAA